AUGAUUUUUAAUUACGGCGUAGUUACUGCAUCUGACAGUACGAGUUUAGUUAAAGAAAGUGAAAGUAAAUUAUUAUUGCUUUCAACUUUGGAUGGAUUUUUUAUUUGCGUUGAAAGGAAAACAGGAGUAGUUCGAUGGAAACUUAAAGAAGAACCUGUUAUAAGAUUACCUUCAACAUCUAACAAACCAACGACAACUCCUUACUUUUUACCCGAUCCGAAAGACGGAUCUCUUUAUAUGUUAAAUUCAAACGAUCGAGAAACAAUAUCAAAACUUCCAUUUACAAUACCGCAAUUAGUUGCAUCAUCUCCAUGCAGAAGUUCAAAUGGCAUUAUGUUCACUGGGAAAAAAUUAGAUACUUGGUUUACUGUAAAUCCUGAAAAUGGUGCCAAAAGAUCUUUUUUAACCUAUGAUUCUAUUGAUACUACAUGUCCCAGAGAAGGCCCAGAUAUUUAUAUAGGAAGAACUGAAUACAAUGUUGUUAUGAUAGAUCCUGUUCAAAAACAAAAUCCCUGGAAUGUCACAUUCUUUGAUUAUUUUUCUUAUUCAAUGGAUUCUGAAAGUCAAAAUAAUUACAAUCUAUUGCAUUUUACUGGAAGUUCAACUGGAAGAUUAGUUACCCUUGACAGAGCGACAGGUUCAUUAAUUUGGCAAAUAAAUUGUGAUUCUCCAAUUGUUGACAUAUAUAUUUUAGAAACUAGAGGAUUGUUAAAAGUUCCAUUUACAAGUGUCGCAGAGCCAACAUUGGAUCAGCUUAUUGAAAAAGGAACGCAGAGAAAAGAAGCUAAAUUUGAAAUUGAAUUUAAAACAAGUGAAUUAAAAUUUUUUCCGACUUUAUACAUUGGAGAAUGCAUAAAUGGGUUUUAUGCGUUACCAGCAUUAGUUGAUGAAAUAACGGCUACAAUUGUAUUAGCAAAUCAAAAAGGUCCUUUUUUAUUAGAAGGGCCAAAGCAUUCAUUUUCAGAUAUAAAUCAAAAUACAUAUGAAGAAUCAAAGCCUAAAAUAAAAUAUUUGGAAGUUAAAGAUUUGCAUUUAGUAUUUCCAAAUAAUCCUGAUUUGAAUAAAGAAAAGUCAGUCAUUUUAUUAGGUCAUUAUAAAGUACCAGAACGUAUGAAUGCACUUUUACAAAUAGAAGGAAAACCAAGCAUUCGAAAAAUGAUUGAAAAUGAAUCGAACGUAUUCGAUGGAAAAAUGGUGAAUAAUGAAGGUUCUCAAACUGAAGAUGAAAAAUAUUUAAGAAAGUUACAAUUGCAUAAUAUAAUAGCAGAAUUGAGUUCUGGAAAUAUAUCAUAUUUUAAUUUAAAAGAAUUUUUUUCAUUGACAUUAAGCAUUAUUAAAUUAAGCGUAAGCGAACAAGAAAAUUUAGAAAUUAAAAUAUCAAUGAUUGUUUUGGUCAUUAUUGUAUUUUCAAUGGCUUGGUAUUUUAAUAAACAAAUGAAAGAUAUUCAACAAUUAUCACAAUCAUCGAAAAAUCGAGAAUUUAAUUUACCUGCAGGAAUAACAGCUGUGCCUGAAGAUUUAGGUUCAGGUACUAUUAAAGUGGGAAAAAUAGAAUUCAAUGCAGAAGAAAUGUUAGGUAAAGGAUGCGAAGGAACUUUUGUUUUUAAAGGAAAAUUUGAUAAUCGUUUUGUCGCUGUUAAAAGAGUGUUACCAGAAUGUUUUACUUUUGCCGAUAGAGAAGUUGAACUUCUUAGGGAAUCAGAUUAUCAUCCUAACGUGAUUCGUUACUAUUGCAUGGAACAGGAUAAGCAAUUCAGGUACAUUGCAUUGGAAUUAUGUGCGGCAACUUUGCAUGAUUACAUUGAAGGAAAAUUUAAAAUCGAUUCGAUAACUCCUAUACAAAUUUUGCAACAAGCAAUGAGUGGCCUUAAACACCUUCAUAGUCUUUCUAUCGUUCACAGAGACAUUAAACCUCAAAACGUUCUAUUAUCUAUGCCAUCAUCAAAACAAGAGGUUCGUGCUAUGAUUUCCGAUUUUGGUUUGUGUAAAAAAUUAAAAUUUGGAAGAACAUCUUUUUCAAGAAGGUCCGGAGUGACGGGAACGGAUGGGUGGAUCGCUCCUGAAAUAUUAUCAGGAGUAAAUAGAACCACAUGUGCCGUGGAUAUAUUUUCUGCCGGCUGCGUUUUUUAUUACGUUCUCACAAAAGGAAAACAUCCUUUCGGUGAUACGUUACACCGACAAGCAAAUAUAUUAUCAGGGGAAUAUGAUUUGAAUCAAAUCGAAGAUAAUUUACUUGCCGUGAUGCUCAUCAAGCAAAUGAUAGACUUUGAUCCAUUUAACCGACCCACUGCGAGUGCAAUAUUACAAUAUCCGAUUUUUUGGAGCAAGGCUAAAAUAUUGUCAUUUUUUCAAGAUGUGAGCGAUCGAAUAGAAAAGGAAGACGUCGAUAACGUAGUUUUAAAAAAAUUGGAAAACAAUGGAUUAUCCGUCGUGAAACAAGAUUGGCGUUUUCAAAUCGAUUCCGAAGUUGCAACGAGUUUGAGAAAAUUUAGAAAUUAUCAGGGGAACAGAGUGCGAGAUUUGAUAAGAGCUUUGAGAAACAAAAAACAUCAUUACAGAGAACUUUCCGAACAAGUUCAAAAACAUUUGGGCGACAUACCGGAUAGUUUCGUCGUGUAUUGGACGAGUCGUUUUCCAUUGUUAUUAAUUCACACUUGGCUCACGAUGCAGUGCAUCAAGUACGAGCCUGUUUUUAGUUGUUACUACGAUAAAAAUUAUAAUUUUAUUGAUUUACCCAAACAAGAUUAUUUAUUACGUAGCGGGGGUGUUAAUUCAGAUGGUGGAGAAUUCGAUUCGAAAGUUUGGAUGCAAAAUAAAUUAAAAGAAACGAUAUCGUACGAGCAAACAAAAUCGAGGCAUAAAUUUUCCGAAUCCGAUUUCAGGGGGGAAAAAUGCGAUAAUAAUAAUCACAAUAAUUUUUUCGAAUAUAUAGAUUUAUCUAAUAGUUUUUUAAAUUUUAAAAGCGAACAUUUUAUAACGUGGUUAAAAAGCGAUUUUAAAGAUUAUUUGGCUUUUUCGAUUUGGUUGAAAUGCGAAAUGGAAAAAGUCGUCGACGACGACGACGAAGACAAGAUCGAAGAUUAUCGUUUAUUUUUUGUCAUGAAUGCGGAAUUAUCACUCGAAGAAUUACAAGAUAAAUUUCGUUUGUUAGUUUUAGAAAAUCCAAAUUUUUUCGGUUAUCAUUUGAAUAAAAGUCCAAAAAAAAAUAAGUUUAAUAAAAAAUAUUAUCAAAAGAAAAAAUUUAACAAGAGUCCGGAUGAAAAAUUAACUUGCACUUUAACAACUUGA
Molecule: messenger RNA, 3288 nt
Organism: Pediculus humanus corporis (human body louse)
Lineage: Eukaryota; Metazoa; Arthropoda; Insecta; Psocodea; Pediculidae
Product: serine threonine-protein kinase, putative
Exons: 5
Coding region: 1-3288 (1095 amino acids)
Biological process (GO): mRNA processing; intrinsic apoptotic signaling pathway in response to endoplasmic reticulum stress; IRE1-mediated unfolded protein response
Cellular component (GO): IRE1-TRAF2-ASK1 complex
Molecular function (GO): protein serine/threonine kinase activity; ATP binding; RNA endonuclease activity
Source: RefSeq, a predicted model, not a curated record